Protomyces lactucae-debilis is the source of this 3060-nucleotide messenger RNA. RefSeq names its product Six-hairpin glycosidase-like protein. NCBI's taxonomy places the organism in Eukaryota, Fungi, Ascomycota, Taphrinomycetes, Taphrinales, Protomycetaceae. Gene Ontology annotation, biological process: oligosaccharide metabolic process; protein N-linked glycosylation. The record is from RefSeq and is a predicted model, not a curated record. Gene Ontology annotation, cellular component: endoplasmic reticulum membrane. Gene Ontology annotation, molecular function: Glc3Man9GlcNAc2 oligosaccharide glucosidase activity. The transcript is spliced from 2 exons. Bases 1 to 3060 code for a protein of 1019 amino acids.
AUGGUCGUGUACAUGGGCACAAACCACGAAACGGUCGAGGAAAAACGACUCGCUGCAGACAAAAACCGCACAGAGUACUGGAAGCGUUUCGGUCCCUACCUCUCGGAACGACAAUGGGCUACGGUGCGUGAAGACUACAGUGACAAUGGUGACGCAUGGUCCAAUUUCCCGUUUGAUCAUGCUCGUUCGCGCGUGUAUCGAUGGGGUGAGGAUGGUAUCGGUGGUAUUUCAGACAACCAUCAGUUUAUGUGCAUGUCGUUUGCCUUUUGGAAUGAGGAGGAUGAUAUCCUCAAAGAGCGCCUCUUUGGUUUGACGGGCCACCAAGGCAACCACGGCGAAGAUGUCAAGGAAAUGUACUACUACCUCGACAGCACACCGACCCACAGUUACAUGAAGUACCUGUACAAGUACCCGCAGCGUGCCUUCCCCUAUCAGCAGCUCAUUGAUGAGAACGGCAAGCGUGAUCGUCUCGUAACGGAGUAUGAAUUGACCGACACGGAUGCCUUCAAGGAUGACCGCUACUGGGACAUCUAUAUUGAGUAUGCAAAGGACGAUGCAGAAGAGAUUCUCAUGCGUGUUACAGCUUACAACCGCGGCCCAGAGCCAGCACCGUUGCACAUUGUGCCGCAGAUGUGGUUCCGCAAUACUUGGUCAUGGGGCAUUGAGCCAGAUGAGAACAAGCCUCACCUUGAAAAGGUGAACGCUACCACCGUCAAGGCGCAUCAUUGGAAUUUGGGAGAGCGCUACAUGCAGUGCUCUACCUCUCCUGGUGUCACUUCUCGAUCACCGGACGUAGAGCCUACUCUGCUCUUUACAGACAAUGAAACCAACAAGAAGCAUCUCUACAAUGUCGAGAAUGAAAGCGAAUACGUCAAGGAUGCAUUCCACUUUCACAUCGUCGAUGGCAAGAAGAAGGUGCUGAACCCGGCCAACAAAGGAACCAAGGUCGGUGCGCACUACCAGUUUGAUGAUUGCCCUCCCAAUGACUGUGUCGUUGUGCGUCUCAAGCUCACCAACAAGACCUGUGCCGAUCCUAUUGAUGAGGAAGCGUUUGAUGACCUCAUCGACAAGCGACGCACUGAAGCAGACGACUUUUACUGGCGCGUCUCACCCAUGCCCAUGUCGGACGACUUGCGCAAUAUCCAGCGUCAGGCUCUUGCUGGCAUGAUGUGGAACAAACAGUACUACCAGUUCAUCUGGGAGCAGUGGGCCAAUGGCGACCCGACGCAGCCUGCACCACCACCCGGCAGGAAGAACAUCCGCAACCAAGCUUGGCGACACUUGCAUAUUGAUGAUGUUUUGAGUAUGCCAGACAAGUGGGAGUAUCCCUUCUUUGCCGUUUGGGAUACUGCAUUCCAUUGUAUUCCCCUUGCCAUGAUUGAUCCAGAGUUUGCAAAGAAGCAGCUCGACCUCAUUACGCGCGAGUGGUACAUGCACCCAAAUGGACAGAUUCCUGCUUAUGAGUGGAAUUUUAGCGAUGUCAAUCCACCUGUGCACGCAUGGGCCGUGUUUCGAGUCUUCAAAAUGGAGCGUAAAAUGUACGGCCGCGAGGAUCUCGACUUUUUGGAGCGCGUCUUUCAAAAGCUCCUACUCAACUUUACCUGGUGGGUCAACCGCAAGGACAAUUCUGGGCGCAACUUGUUCGAGGGUGGUUUCCUUGGUUUGGAUAACAUUGGUCUGUUUAACCGGUCGGAGGCAUUGCCAACGGGUGGUACCCUCAUGCAGGCAGACGGUACAUCGUGGAUGGCCUUUUACUGUCUCAACAUGCUCAACAUUGCAUUGGAGCUUUCAAAACAUCGUCGCACAUAUGAAGACAUUGCAAGCAAGUUUUUCGAGCACUUUUUGCUCAUCUCGGAUGCCAUGUCCUUCAAGUCUGGCGAUGAUGAGGAGAUUUCUCUAUGGAAUGAAGAGGAUGGUUUCUACUACGAUGCCAUUACCUGGGGUGGUCCAUACACACAGCACUUGCCCAUCAAGUCGCUCGUUGGGUUGAUGCCCUUGUACGCCACCAUGACGCUGGAGCCUGAAAUCAUUUCUCGCUUCCCAUCCUUCAAGAAGCGUCUGGAUUGGUUUGUUAAGAAUCGAUCAACGGUUGUCAACCGCAACAUUGCAAGUAUCUCAAAGCGUGGAAAAGGAGAGCGACUCUUGUUGGCACUCGUCAGCAAAGAUCGUCUUGUGCGUAUUUUGGAAAAGAUGCUGGAUGAAGAUGAAUUCUUGUCUGACUAUGGUAUCCGCUCUCUCAGUAAAUACCACGAGAAGCACCCCUACUCAAUGCACGUCAAUGGCGAAGAAUUCAAAGUCGACUUUGUCCCCGGUGACUCGAAUUCUGGCCUCUUUGGUGGCAACUCCAACUGGCGUGGACCCAUUUGGCUUGCCACAACAUUUUUGCUGAUUGAAUCCUUGCAGCGCUUCUACAUGUACUAUGGCGAGACACUCAAGGUGGAAUGUCCCAAGGGAUCCGGAGAGUACAUGCACCUCGGUCAUGUUGCUGAAGAGAUCCAACAUCGCGUACAGCACCUCUUCGCCAAGGACGACGAAGGUCGUCGUGCCUGCAACGGUAGCUCCGAUUUGCUCGACUAUGACCCACACUUUAGAGACCACGUCCUGUUCCAUGAAUUCUUCCAUGCUGACGAUGGUCGUGGACUUGGCGCGUGUCAUCAGCUGGGUUGGACGGGUUUGGUUGCCAAGAUGAUUCACGAUACGGGUAUGACUUGUCGAUUGCCCAUGACACCACGAACGCCCAGUACUGCAGCUGCUCACUACUUUGACGAUACGUUUGGCAAGAUGAAGGCAAAACCGCAUCAUGAGCGUCGUGGCACUGGUCGAAGCAUUGGAAACCGCAGCGAUAUCGAUACGGAGCGUGAUCACGAAGAAGAAGAGGAGUCCAAGUCCAUCAAAACCAAUGAUGGCCGUCCAAUGGAGAACAAGGCAGAUGAAGAUUUGAUUGGACACAUCUCUGGUAAGCUUGAGACGUUGCAGACAAAGGGUUUCGCUGGUCUUGAGAGGGAUGAGAUGGUUGCUGAAGGCGACGACGAUGACUAUGAGUCGAAGCUUGACUUGUAG